UCUGCACGAACCCCUUGAGGCUUCAGGUUCAAGCUAGUAGUAGCUAGCUGCAACUGCAACUAUAUAUCCCCAUAAGCACCUUAUCCUCUCUCUACCUCUCCACUGCCCUUCUCGCUCGCUCGCUAUCUCUCCUCCUCUCCAGGCUAACACAACUCUGCAGCCUCAUCACCACAAUGCCAAGGGCACCUUAGCCGUGUUCCUCUCCGGCGUCGUGAUUGUUGGCGAUAAGGUAGCGAGGCUUGCAGAUAGAGGUUCAGUGCAGAGCUCGGUUAGCUUGGGGCGGCGGACAUGGCGCCCAAGGCAGGGAAGGCCAAGCCCAAGCCCAAGGGCGACAAGAAGAAGAAGGAGGAGAAAGUGUUGCCCAUCGUGCUGGACGUCACCGUUGAGACGCCGGACUACACGCAGCUCACGCUCAAGGGUAUAUCAACGGAUAGGAUCCUCGACAUCCGGAAGCUCCUGGCCGUCCACGUGGACACCUGCCACCUCACCAGCUACUCCCUGUCCCACGAGGUACGCGGGGCCCAGCUCAAGGACACGGUGGAGGUCGCCUCCCUCAAGCCUUGCCACCUCAGCAUCGUCGAAGAGGACUACACGGAGGAGCUCGCCGUCGCGCAUGUGCGCCGGCUGGUCGACAUCGUCGCCUGCACCACCGCAUUCGGGGCGAAGAAGCCAGAGCAGAAGCCCGCUUCCCCCGAUGCUGCCGCGGCCGCGGCCGAGGCCGCCAAGCCCGGGUCGCCCGGUAAGACGGCGCCCGGCGGCGGAGGAGGCGGGGAGGAGCCCAUGUACCCGCCGCCGAAGCUGGGGCAGUUUUACGACUUCUUCACCUUCUCGCACCUCACGCCGCCUCUGCAUUAUAUUAGGAGGUCGACGCGCCCAUUCGUUGAUGACAAGAGAGAGGACGACUUUUUCCAAAUCGAUGUAAGAGUUUGUAACGGGAAACCAGUGACGAUUGUGGCAUCCCAAGCAGGGUUCUACCCCGCAGGAAAACGUGCACUCAUCAGCCGCUCCCUUGUUGGACUACUGCAGCAGACAAGCCGUGCAUUUGAUGGAGCUUACAAGGCUCUGAUGAAGGCAUUUGUCGAGCACAACAAGUUUGGAAAUCUUCCUUAUGGAUUCCGAUCAAAUACCUGGGUGGUUCCCCCUGUUGUAGCAGAUUCACCAUCAGUGUUCCCACCUCUUCCAACUGAAGAUGAAACUUGGGGUGGCAAUGGUGGUGGUCAAGGAAGGGAUGGAAAGCACGACCAUAGACCAUGGGUGAAAGAAUUUGCCAUCCUUGCUGCAAUGCCUUGCAAAACAACUGAGGAUAGGCAAGUCCGAGACAGAAAGGCUUUCCUACUCCACAGUUUAUUUGUAGAUGUUGCAGUCCUCAAAGCUGUUGCAUCUAUUCAGCAACUGAUUUCCAACCAUAGGAGUUCCCAUGAAACAGCAAAUGGCACCACAGGGCCAGUCUUGUACACAGAGCAAGUCGGUGAUAUGAAAAUAAUGAUCACAAAGGACAAAGCAGAUGCAAGUUUCAAGUUAGAUGUUAAGUUGGAUGGAAGUCAGGCUCCAGGGAUGUCUCCUGAUGAGCUUGCUAGGCGAAACUUGUUGAAAGGCAUCACUGCUGACGAGAGUGCAACAGUACAUGAUACUGCUACUCUUGGUGUGGUUAUUGUAAAACAUUGUGGGUAUACAGCUGUUGUCCAAGUUCCAGUAGAUCCUGAUCUGACAACUACUUCCCUAGCACAGCAGGACAUCCACAUUGAAGACCAGCCUGAGGGAGGUAGCGAUGCUCUUAAUGUCAAUAGCUUAAGGAUGCUGCUCCAUAAAUCAUGUGCUCCAUCAUAUGGAGGAGUUCAGCGGUUGCAGGGCUGUGAUCCUCAAGACAAUGAGACUACCCAAAGUUUUGUGCGGAAGAUACUGACAGACAGCCUGGAGAAGCUUGAAAGUGAGGCUCCAAUGGUAACAAGACCGAUCAGAUGGGAACUUGGUGCUUGCUGGGUACAACAUCUACAGAACCCGACUUCUGAGAAGACAGAAACUAAGAAAAGUGAGGAGACUAAGGAUGUUCCUACAGUAAAGGGCCUGGGUAAACAAUUUGGUCAGUUAAAGGAGAUAAAAAAGAAGACUGAUGACAAGAGUGGAAAAGGAGCAUAUGCAAAAGAAAACACUUCACCUAAUACAGAUAAUGCAUCUACAGACAACACUACCAGUGCAAAGGAGGAUAAGGAGACUGUUCUUCAGAGACUGCUUUCAGAAGCUGCUUUUGAAAGGCUAAAGGAAUCUGAAACUGGACUUCAUGCUAAGUCACUGGAUGAAUUGAUUGAGAUGGCGCACAAGUAUUAUGAUGAUACUGCCCUGCCGAAAUUGGUAGCAGACUUUGGUUCACUUGAGCUCUCCCCUGUUGAUGGAAGGACACUGACAGAUUUUAUGCACACUAGGGGCCUUCAGAUGCGGUCACUGGGACGAGUGGUUGAGCUUUCUGACAAGCUUCCACAUAUACAGUCCCUGUGUAUACAUGAGAUGGUAGUUCGAGCAUUUAAGCACAUACUUCGGGCUGUUAUUGCAGCUGUUGAUGAUGUAAAUGAUGUGGCAGACUCAGUUGCAUCAUGUUUAAAUAUUUUGCUGGGACCAUUUCCAGAAGAAAACAAUGAUGGCAAUUGUGGCGAGGAUCAUAAUCUCAGGAAAAGGUGGCUGGAGGUCUUUUUAUUUAAGAGAUUUGGCUGGAAGUGGAAAGAUGAAUAUUCCCUUGAUCUAAGAAAAUAUGCCAUUCUCCGUGGUCUCUGCCACAAGGUAGGACUUGAGUUACUAACCAAAGAUUAUGACAUGGAUAUGCCACAUCCAUUCAGAAAGUCAGAUAUUAUCAGUGUCGUUCCUAUCUACAAGCAUGUUGCAUGCUCAUCAGCUGAUGGCCGCACCCUGCUGGAGUCAUCCAAGACUUUCCUGGAUAAAGGAAAACUUGAGGAUGCUGUUAACUAUGGCGCAAAGGCUCUUGCAAAACUUGUUGCUGUUUGUGGUCCUUAUCACAGAAUGACAGCAGGAGCAUACAGCCUUCUUGCAGUAGUGCUUUAUCAUACUGGCGACUUCAACCAGGCAACCAUCUAUCAACAGAAGGCUUUAGAUAUUAAUGAGAGGGAACUUGGACUUGACCACCCGGAUACAAUGAAAAGCUAUGGAGAUCUUGCUGUUUUCUACUAUCGUCUGCAACAUACAGAACUGGCCCUAAAGUAUGUGAAUCGUGCCCUAUAUCUUUUGCACCUUACAUGUGGCCCUUCUCAUCCUAACACCGCAGCAACUUACAUCAAUGUCGCGAUGAUGGAAGAAGGGUUGGGUAAUGUCCAUGUUGCACUCCGUUACCUGCAUGAAGCUCUAAAAUGCAACCAGCGUUUGCUUGGCGCUGAUCACAUACAGACUGCAGCUAGUUAUCAUGCUAUUGCUAUAGCUUUGUCUUUAAUGGAAGCAUACUCGCUGAGUGUCCAACAUGAAAAGACUACUCUGCGAAUACUUCAAGCAAAGCUUGGAUCAGAAGAUCUUCGGACCCAGGAUGCUACUGCUUGGCUGGAAUACUUUGAGUCUAAGGCACUAGAGCAGCAGGAAGCAGCACGUAAUGGUACUCCAAAGCCUGAUGCUUCAAUAGCAAGCAGAGGACAUCUGAGUGUAUCAGAUCUUUUGGAUUAUAUCAAUCCGGAUGACGAACUCAAGGUUAAGGAAAUGCAAAAGAAACAAGCCCGUGCUAAGAUCAAAGGCCGCACUGGGCAAAACCCAUCUGACCUAGUCGACGAUGAAGAUCAAAGGAGCCCUCCACCUAACAAUGAUAAUUUAUUAACUGAGAAGGAAGACUCUGGAGUCAAAGAGAAUGGAACCUUUGUUGAGCAUGUGAAAGUGAAAGAUGAAAUACCAAGUGACACUGCAAACCACAUACCUCAAGAUGAUUUUACUGAAGAGUACGCAUCUGAUGAGGGGUGGCAAGCAGCUGUUCCAAAGGGACGAUCUACAGGGAGCCGCAAAACUGGUCCAGGCACAAGGAAGCAAAAUCUGGCGAAAAUCAAUACUAAUGUGUUUCACAGUGAGAAUGGAAGAUACAAAGGAAGGGGUCCAUCCAACUUCUCUUCCCCUCGAGUUUCCCCUAAUGAGACUGCAGCUCCUGUUGCUUCUGGUCCUCUUGCAAAGAAAUUAGCUAAGAAUUCGAGCUUCAAUUCCAAAGCAGUUAGCCCUGCUGUCUCAUCAAGCAGUGGUGAGAAUUCUUCCAAUCCCAACUCCAAGCCAGCAAGCCCUGCCAUUACUGCAGCUGCUGCCAAGGUGAUACCAUCCACAGCACCAGCUGCCAGUCAAACUGUGAGGAAGUCACUUUCAUACAAGGAAGUGGCAAUAGCUGCACCAGGAACUCUUGUCAAAGCAUUAAGUGAGGUACAUACAGAAGAAAAGGAUACAAUUGACAAAGGUGCAAGUGUUGAGAGUGCUAAGCCUCCAAAAGAAAGCAAUGAUAACCCUUCUGGAGAGAAAGAUGGAGCAACAGAAGUGUCAAAAAAGGGUGACACUUCCCAAGUAUCAAAAUCAACAGAUGGAGGUAAAUCUGAGCCAACUGAUGUUUUGCUUGGUUCAAAUCAACCAGAGACAGAACACAAAAAGACCUCAGAUGCAGCAGAGACAUCUGUAGUGAAGAAGAACACAGAUCUUGCUGCCUCAGUCACAUCAUCUGCAACACAAACUGAGGCUGACGUCCCAAAUGCAGGAGCGCCAACUGUAAUUGAGGCAAACGAUUCUUCCUCCAAUGAUGAAAGAGAUGUAGGAGAGGAUACACCAGAACAGCUGUCAAGUGGAGGGGAAAAUGAGAAAUCUUCCGCAUCUGAGAGUGAAAAGAAAGAGACAACUAGUAAACUUUCUGCUGCGGCAGCUCCAUUCAAUCCGUCCACCGUACCAGCUUUUGGUUCAAUGGCUGUACCAGGUUUCAGAGAACAUGGUGGACUAUUGCCAUCACCAGCCAAUGUACCCCCUAUGUUGUCCAUCCCUCUACGUAAGCACCCUCACCAAUCUGCAACAGCAAGAGUCCCUUACGGUCCACGUCUGGCUGGAGGUUACAACAGAUCGGGGCAUCGGGGACCUCGUAACAAGCCUAUGUUGCCAAGUGGUGAAGCACCUACAGAAACAAACACAUCUGCGCCCAGAGUUAUGAACCCUAACGCUCCAGAGUUUGUGCCAGGCCAAUCUCGGAGUCCUAAUGGACAACCAGCAUCUCCAAAUGGUCCUUUAACAUCACCAGGUGGUAUUACAUCUUCCCCACAGGGCCUUCCAUCCUCUCCAGAUAGUACUGUAGAAUCACCGGUAACUGCAUCCCCACAAGUUUCUGAAUGUAGCCAGACCAGUCCUGAAGGAAAUGAUGCAUCUUGCGGGGUCAAUGUUGAGGCUGGGGGUGAAAAGCAGAACACAGACGACACGAACCACACAGAAAGUAAAGAUGGAAAAGUGGAACCUGAACAGACCACAGCUCCUGAAGUUGCAGAAGAAGCAGUGACAGCAAAAGAUGUUACCGAAGAGCCGAUUGCAACCGAGCAACCCAAAUCCUGGGCAGACUACAGCGAUGGAGAGGUUGAGGCUGUUGAGGUUGCAAGCUGAGGAAAGUAAAAUUUUAUUUCUUAAACAGAGGAGCCUUUCUUCUCCUGAAUAAAGCAUGCUAAUGCAAACCGAGAUGCUGCCUUUUUGGAUAGAGACUUAAUUGCCUUUUUUUGACCCAUUUCAUGGUGUCUAGUAUCUGCUGAAUUCUUCUGCAGUUCUUCUAAUGGCAUUCCAUGAUCUUUGGAACUUGGAAUUUUGAAGAUUUUCCAGACGUCCAUCAUGGUGCCCUUGUUUUGUCCUGCUUUUUUGCUGUGAAGAAUCUUGGGAAGAACACCUCGAAGUAUCAACAAGAGAGAUACAUUGUUAACAUGCCGCCGUUUCCACAGCUUGGCAUAAUUUUUGUUCCCUUUGUGAAUGUACUGUCGACUUAACAUCUUAAUAGUUAUUUUUUGAUAAAUUAGACUUGUUGAACUACGUAAUAAUAUGUAAAGAAAGAUGCGUUACCAUUUUACGCUCUGUGUACUUGGUAAUCCCAGCUGUAUAGCACAUUCAGAUGGAACAGAAGAAAGUUUCCUAUUGAAUCC
Messenger RNA from Setaria italica (foxtail millet), 6116 nucleotides. Its product is annotated as protein TSS. Gene Ontology annotation, molecular function: protein binding. Lineage: Eukaryota; Viridiplantae; Streptophyta; Magnoliopsida; Poales; Poaceae. Gene Ontology annotation, biological process: organelle organization. Gene Ontology annotation, cellular component: cytoplasm. The coding region runs from base 289 to 5592 and encodes 1767 amino acids. The transcript has 23 exons. The record is from RefSeq and is a predicted model, not a curated record.